Plutella xylostella (diamondback moth) is the source of this 4273-nucleotide messenger RNA. It is a transcript of the gene cos, whose product is annotated as kinesin-like protein costa. The record is from RefSeq and is a predicted model, not a curated record. NCBI's taxonomy places the organism in Eukaryota, Metazoa, Arthropoda, Insecta, Lepidoptera, Plutellidae. Gene Ontology annotation, molecular function: ATP binding; microtubule motor activity; microtubule binding. Gene Ontology annotation, cellular component: microtubule associated complex. Gene Ontology annotation, biological process: spindle elongation; mitotic spindle organization; microtubule-based movement.
GCAAAAAAAAAACUUCCAAUUCUUGUCUCUGGUUUUCUGCUUUGCUUUUUGGUGUUGUUACGAUUUUCGGGUCUUUUCAUGUGUUUAUUUUAAUUUGUGACUAAUAUCCAGAGCCUGUAUAGUAUUUGCGGGAUAGAUUAAACUUUAUUUCAUUAAAUAAUUCUGAUAUACUUUACUUUCAGUUCAGUAAAUUGAUAUUCAUAAAACGAAGUAUGCCAUUUGGUGAUCGCCUGAAGUCCUAGAAAAUUGUUUAUUUACGUUUCAAAAAUGGAUAUCCCAGUUCAAAUAGCCGUCCGUCUCAAGCCCCCAAGCCUAGCAGACUCAACUCAAUGUAUCUUCAGCAAUCCUGUGACUCAAAUAGUUAUUACGGAAAGUGGGCAAACAUUCCACGUUAAUAGAGCACUUCCAGUGGACUGCUCUCAAGCCAACCUCUUCAACUCGUUCAUGAUACCACAAAUAAACUGCUUCCUAGAUGGCUGUGACACAUCAGUGGUCGUGUUCGGACAACCCAAGACCGGGAAAACUUACACAUUGUUUGGACCUGGUUUUGAAUGCAUACAUAGUGAAAGUGAUCAAGGAAUCAUUCCAAGAUUCAUCACAGAUAUAUUUCACAAGAUGAACCAGCUACCAGAAAGGGAGUUCAUUUUACAUCUGACAUGGAUGCAAGUUGUCAACAACAACAUCUUUGAUGUGCUUGGAGUGGGCCUGGUGAGGUGCUACAGUGUUGAGGAAGCCUUCCAGUACCUACAGCUGGGCUGGCGACAGCGGUGCCAGGGAAACCAUCAUACAGUGUUCACUGUCAGCAUGGAACAGAAGUGGGUUGGAACAAAUGGAGUCCUCAAUCAUAGACUAUCAACAGCCAGCUUCUGUGAUCUAGCAGCAUACCCUGACCCAGGCCUUUAUGCCCUGGAAAACAUAAUAAAAGAGCUGCUAGCUGGAAACCCACCGAAGCAAAUCAACUAUGACCAGUGUAUACUCACUGCUAUGCUGAAAGACUCAUUUGGGGGAAGAGCCUUCACCUGGGUCAUUGGUUGUAUAGGCACUGAACCAGAAGACUACCAGGAGACAUUGCAAACAUUAAACCUGUGCUUGUGUUGCAGAGGAAUAAAGAACUUUGUCACUGUAAAUACUUUUGCCGACAACAAUACACCAGUGUAUGCUGAGAAACCAAUAAUGCCUGCCAAUGACAAUAAUUUUAAUUUACAAUUUGCAACUACACAGUGGAUUAAGCUAGUAUCCAAUGCUGAGGGAUUGUUUAAUAAAAUACUGCAGUCAAAGUCACUAUCUGAGGCUGAUAUUAGUCAAGUCAGCGAAUGGUUGUUUUUGAAGGCUGAAUGUGAUGAGUGUUUAAAUACUGAUAUAGUUGUAGAUAAUAAAGAUAUUGGACAGAAGCAAGGUCUGCCUCGGAUAGCUGAGGAUACAGAGCCUAGUGAACGGAGUGAGUCUGAUGAAGAGACAGACUCUGAAGACAGCCACUCGGAUACUGUGUUUCAAGACAAACUUGAUAAGUUCAUGGAAUAUUUCAGAGAGAAGAAUGAUCAUCUGUUUGCUGAGAGAUGUGAAGAGUACUUGAACCACAUUGACUCUGAUGACAUCACAAUUUCAGAGACCAGUGGAUCUCAGUCUCUGCCUGUGCUGACUUCUCAAUCCAAUUCAGGCAGGAGGAGAACCAUUCAGCCUGGUGAAAGUCUAUCAGGACCAGAGUUAGAACUUCUCAGAAAGGUAGCAGCAAAAGCCAUAUCACCAGAAUCUCAAAAAAUUAUAAUUGAAUCUCACAAAAAAGAUGUUGAUCCUGAACCUAAAUUAAUUGAAAGAGAACUACUCAAAAUGAUAGACAACCCAAAGACUACGGAAAUAUGUAAGAAAUAUAGGAUUACUAAAGAAAAAUAUACUCAAAAACAAAGCUUGGCUAGAAAGCUAUCCAGGGAGAUAAGCAGUAGUCAAACACAAUUGAAGGAAUUGAUAAACCUUUGUAUAUCUAAGGAGAAAACUAUUGAUGAACUAGCAAGAGCAAUAGUUAACUCACAAAACCGAUCUCAUGGUGACAGGGUCACUAGUAAGCACCAAUACACAAAAGCAAAGGCUGAUUUAGCUGCUAUUAAAAUGAAAUUUGAUGGAGAAAUAAAUAACACAAAAUUAGAACAACAAAGCAAUUAUUUUAAAUCUGUGAUAGAGAGGUAUGAGAAGCAACUCAGUGACAGUGUUGAGUCAAGUCUCAUCGAUCAGGAUACUGCUAAAGAAAUAAGAAAGCAUGAGACUAGCAUUAAAACUUACAAGAAAAGAAUUGAACAAAUCAAAAGACAAAUAAAGAAGGAUGAAAAGAGAAAGAAUACUCUGGAUGUAGAACUUGUUAAGGAUAAAAUGAAGUUAGACGAACUGUCUGAAACAUCAAUAGAAGUGAAAGACAAGAAAGUGAAUACUCUGAAACACUUCACAAAUAGAAUAACGCAAUUAGAUAAUAUUUUAAAGGAGAAGACAAAUGAUUUGGAAAACUUAGACUUAUCAAAGGAAAGGGAGUUAAUGUUAAGGAAAGAGAUAAAAAACUUGAGGAAAACAAGGGAAUGUCUUCAUGAGCAGAGGUGCAGUUUGGGCCACAAGCGGAAAAUGUACAAAUCUUUAUCUGAUUCCGAGGAACGCAAACUCCUCGAGUGCGAAGAAGCCAUAGAGGCGAUAGACACUGCCAUAGAGUACAAGAACAAUCUGAUCUGUGGCAAGUCUCCCUCGGCCUCCUUGUCGGAUUCGUAUGGAGACGGCAAAGACACGCGGUCUCGAGGGGAACAGAUGCUCAUGGCACGCCUGGACAAACUGUCGCAUGAUGAGAUCAAGACGCUGCUGUAUAGAUAUUUCCAGAAGGUGGUAGACCUACGCGGGGCGUGCGCGGCGCUGGAGGCAGCGGCGGCGGCGGCGGCGGGCGAGGCGGCGGCGUGGCGCGCGCGCGCCGCCGCCGCCUGUCGCCACGCGCAACGGGUUAAGAACGCUGCUCAUGCUAGACACUACAACCCCAUGCAGCGGCUGCUGGAAGGCGGUCACAACUACGAGCGCGCAUUGGCUCUCGGCAUGACGACCGACUCGGAGACGUCCGACGACGCGAUGCGAUUGGUCGACCGCAUGCGGCAGCUAGCACGAUACCCGCCUGCGCCAGUGAUUCCCUCCCAGAACCUCCGCCAGUUGAUGCCGGCCACGCCCGCGCCCGCCGCCACCGUCACCAAGCAACGCAACAAGCUAGUUAUAGUGCAGCAGAACAAGCGACGAUGAUACGCGGUGUUGGUCUACGUGUUAGUGUGGUACGUGCUGAUUUUGCCGCGGAUGUAGGGUUAGGUACAGCCAGGGCUAUAAACACGUAUACUAUAUCAUCAUCAAUGACACUGUGGCUGCUGCUGAUGCCACCGUCACCAAGCAACGCAACAAGCUAGUUAUAGUGCAGCAGAACAAGCGACGAUGAUACGCGGUGUUGGUUUACGUGUUAGUGUUGUAUGUGCUGAUUUUGCCAAGGGUAGGGUGUUUUUAAUAUCUUGUAUCGUAUCACGCACGCGGGAUGGCACGCCAUUUUCCGGCGUCUUGCGUGCAUAUUCCACGCAAUACAAUGAAUACUUGUAUGAACGCGUGCGGGGCAAUCUCGCGUGCGUGAUCAAAUCCGCAUGAUGUUAAAAACAGCCGUAGGGUUAGGUACAGUUAACAAAAUAGAUAAGUAUAACCUCCACUGGUAUCUUUGAUUAUUGAUUCAUCUUUCGACGCAUAUAUUUUUCGAUCUCGACAAUGUCCAUACUUACUCAGCUGAUUGUACAGUCAACAUAGCUGAUAAGCACUAACAUGGGGUCUACCUAAUGAAUAUGGAGUUUUCUUUCUCAUGUAUCUUUCACCUGUGACUCAUAUUAUUGUAGUGUUCUGUAUCUUUGCCUUGAAUAAGCAAUUUUGAUCUUUAUAUCGUAUUAUUGUUAUUAUAGUCUCUAGUUAGGUACCAUCUACUUAUACUCUUUCGUAUAAAAUAAUGCGUGUUUUGAAUGAUUGUGAGAAUAUUAUUGGUGCUUUUAAAUCUGAUUCAAUUAGUGUUUUUUUAUUGUUAUUAUAUUACAUAAUAAGACCACUAUUUUGUCUUUUUAUCACAGGAUUAUUUUUUUAUGCGCACAAUAAAUAUUUGUAUUUUUACGGAACGAAUCACAAUGUUAUGAGAUUAUAAAAUUUUUGAAUUCAACAAAUUUAUACCUAUUUAAAAAGCCUUGUGGUCUCGAUAGAAUGAGCCGAUUUCUGUACUUUUUUUGAUUCAAUAAUUCUA